This is a messenger RNA of Prorocentrum cordatum, 366 nucleotides long. The record is from the annotation of a GenBank genome assembly. Lineage: Eukaryota; Dinophyceae; Prorocentrales; Prorocentraceae.
AUGGUCCGACUGUAUCUCAACGUGAGUGGACAAAUACCCGCAUGCCACAAAGUCGAGGACGAAGAUCGAUUCCUCGCGGAGCAACAGGCAGCACUGAGUCAGGGGAAGUGGGAGAUGAUGCAGCUCAGCCCAGUGGAAAACCCAGCGUCGAUCCUGAACGUCGGCAACCUCGUGCAGGUAAAUGUCCUUAUGGCCAGAUUGCUUCGAGGCGUUGGAGGACAGCAGCUGACGGGCAGGGCUCCGAGGGGCAACAUGGCCAGCGGUAGGGGCAGGAGUCAGGGGCGCGGUAAUGCAGUGAAUGAGCGGGCUCCUUCUCGUGGCAAGGGGCGCGGGAAGGACAGUGUUUUUCACGCUGUGCCUCCGUAG